CUUUUCUGUUUUUACCAAAAUGAAAUAUAAAAUCACUCAGGUAUUUUAUAAUUUAUUAAGCAUUAGGCAUUCAAAGUAGACAGGGCUUUUCGUGAAAAAACUUCUAGUUCAAUCCAGCAAAGGUGAUGUUCUUCCAGCUGACAAGUUAUGUAUGAUUCUCCUGAAGUCUUAUACAGCACAGAUCAAAAGAAGGUGAAGCUGAGAUUGAUAUUUCUCUUGCAAAGAGACGAGUCCAAGCUUCUGAUAUUGGAAUUAUUACAUUACUCCAUAUUCUGUGCAAGUUGUCUUACUAAAAGGAUGUUGCGAUGCAAUAAGGACAGUCCAAAGAACGUGGAAAUCUCAACUUCUGAUGGCUUCCAACGUCAAGAGAAAGAAGCCACUAUUAUUUCCAUUUUUUGGUCAAACUAUGCCAAAGAGUUGGAGUUUUCAAGUGACCAUGGAUGAAUAUAAAUGCGGCUGAAACACAAGCAGGAAGAAAUUGUUGCCCAGUCUGUGACACUGAAACAGUAAGAAGUGAUGGAUUCUUAAAAUGAUUCGUUGAGUACUUGAAGGAGCAUGGCGAGUAUAUAAGUGGCUCAAACUACAAUAUGAACAAGUAAAGAUCCUGAUGGGAUAAGAUUCUUUGUCCCCAAGGGCAUUUCAAUUAAUUGCCUAAUAUGCUACAUCCACAUCUUCAGGAGUUGAGGAAUAUAAUUUCUGUAUGUUAUUUGUAUGAAAAAUCAACAGAAAAGUAAGGUGCCAGACCAUCAUGAUCAUCCCCUUUUGUCUCAUGCUAAAAACUAGCGAGUAGGAUGUGCAUUAGUGGUGUAUGCGGGUGUACUGAUUGUUGUGAAUUGAAGCUUGGAAGAUGUAGUCUCCUGUUUUAUUUUUGGAACUUCUGUGAUGGUGUCUUUGAAGUGGCCUGAUAAAGUUUUUACAGCAGUAUAUUGUAUGGGUUGGAGUCCCUCUUUGUGCUCUCAUUAAAUGAAAUCAUUUUUG
Messenger RNA from Rubroshorea leprosula, 978 nucleotides. NCBI's taxonomy places the organism in Eukaryota, Viridiplantae, Streptophyta, Magnoliopsida, Malvales, Dipterocarpaceae. The record is from the annotation of a GenBank genome assembly.